Messenger RNA from Magnolia sinica, 824 nucleotides. Its product is annotated as transcription factor MYB1-like. The record is from RefSeq and is a predicted model, not a curated record. Lineage: Eukaryota; Viridiplantae; Streptophyta; Magnoliopsida; Magnoliales; Magnoliaceae. The coding region runs from base 10 to 708 and encodes 232 amino acids. The transcript is spliced from 3 exons.
CGGGCAUUCAUGGGUCAGUCGGGAGUUCGAAAGGGUGCAUGGGCCAAAGAAGAAGAUCUUCUGCUAAGGAAAUGCAUAGAGAAGUAUGGAGAAGGGAAAUGGUAUCUAGUUCCUCAACGGACAGGCCUCAAUCGGUGUCGUAAGAGCUGCAGAUUGAGAUGGUUUAACUAUCUCAGUCCAAAUAUUAAGCGAGGAGAGUUUGGUGCAGAUGAAAUUGAUCUCAUCAGUAGGCUUCAUAAACUAUUGGGUAAUAGAUGGACAUUGAUUGCAGGUAGAAUUCCGGGCAGGACUGCCAAUGACAUAAAGAACUUUUGGAAUUCACACUUCAGUAAAAAAGUUACUUUCCAUUACAACGGGGAGACUGCAAAAGCUAGCAAUGCCAAAGCCAUAAAGCCACAGCCUAGGAAACUCUCCAAGAGCUUGCCUAGCUCUGAGAAUCUUGAAGCCUCGAGAAUGCAAGAAGAGUGUGGCAAACCACUAUUUGCUCCAGACAAGUAUGCAAUGUGGUGGAAUGGUUUGUUCCAAGAGGGAGGAGAGAAUUGGCCCUUGAACAAUGGAGAUGCAAUGGGAGAACUGUUACUUGCUACCGUUGACAAUGGAGAGGCUGAAGGAAUAAGAGACGAAGAUUUAACUUUUGCCGAAGACCAUCAAGAUUGGGAUGACUUGAUUUUCGAUCCAAGUCUUUGGGUGCAAUUAGAAGGCCACUGAUUGGUUGACAUUUUAAAAUCGUUUGAUCUCUGUUAGUAAUAGGGACUGUUUGUUUUUUUGAUUUUCUGGGUAAUUACAAGUAAACAAUCUAUUAUUAUCAUUAGAAGGUGUUUUUU